CGCGAAUGGCCGCUGUAGCAGCGACAUCUGACAACCAGGAGAGCACCUGACGUCUCAACAUCCUCGUUAGAGCUACGUCCAUAGCUGCGCACAUCGGCCUAAAAUAUUUCUAAGGUUACACCUUCAACUUGCGAUCCUUGACAGCUUCACUAGAUCAAAUCAAUUAUACUAGGUACUAAGAACAUUGAACCAGCCAUUCUGCCGAACGCCGAAAGCUUACUUCUCGUAAGUUGCAAGGGGCAAUUUUGAAUCUUGAACCAACAAAGUCGAUCGCCCGUUUUGUUGCUAUUCAACUUGUCGCAUUGUCGCAUCACUUUUCCUGAAGCUUUAGACAUGUUAUUACUGAGAGAAUUGCGACGAUAGUAUGAAGGCAGUCCUUCCAGGCCAGCCCGAAGCUAGCCUUCAAGCUGUGUCGACCGGCUACUGGGACGGGAAGCGCAUUAUCGUUUACAUCACAGGCAACGCUCUAGCUAUCCUCUCCGACCCCGACACGAUCCUCCAAACCAUAUACGACGAUGAUGAGCGAAGUCUUGAGGCUGUCUCCUUCGACGAGUCGUCAGGGAAGAUAGCAGCUUGUACAGAUGCGACAGUGAGGGUAUACCGACCCUUGAGCCAUGGCGACGACGGCGACUCACCAAAGUGGGCUUUACAAACAUAUUUCGAGGUUGGCCACGGUUCAACACCCCUAACACUAUCAUGGGGAAGCUCUGAAGAGCUCCUCGUCGGACGAUCCUCUCUCUGGCUGUACGAUACGACUACGACGCCCGCUUCUUGUCAUUGGCAACAGGGGCUUGCUAGUCCUGCGAAAGCCGCGAACCUCUCUUACGACUCAUCCUACAUUGCUUCCGUCGGAUACCACGAUCGGCUAGUGAAAGUGUGGCGCAGAUUGAACUUCGGCGCCGAGGAAGUGCACUUUGACUUUGGCUAUCUUCCGCACCCGAAAGCCGUUACUACUAUGCAAUGGCGGCAGCCCUCCUAUGUUGGCCAAACGAUCGAAAAUGUGCUCUAUACAUUUUGCGCCGAUAACGUCAUGCGCGUGUGGACAGGUGCGGAUGGCUCCAACUGCCAGUCGCUACACCAAUGGGGGAAAUUGGAUCUGGCCGCGGCGAUACGGAACGAACACGAGACACGCAAACACUACUUGAGAUGGGCCUUUAUCCUCAGCCAGCGGGACCUUGCCAAUGCUGCAGAAAGGGCUGUCCAAGAAGAAAGGGAUGGCGAAGCAAAAGAAGACGUUGCUCUACAGUACUUGCUAUCCAUCGCAAACAGAGAUACGGAAAUCUGUGUCGUCUUUGACGGACAUGGAAGUAUGUCGUCCUGGGCCUUGGAGAAUAUAAGUAGCAAGUCCAGGGGUACCGAGAACGUGGACAAUGUCGCCUAUGUUAAGUCGAAGGACUUUGAUUUUCUCGGGUCCUCGACGGGAAACUGUCAUGUUGAGAUCCUCAGUUACUGCAAUAAAAACGCAGGCAACCUGCAUAUGCUAUUUCAUCACUUCGAUGGAAAGGUAGAAGUUUUCCAAAGCAACAUCGCAGAUUUUCUCGAUCCUACUGCUCACCCCAAAAACCGCUUGGUUCCUUGCGCAACCUGGUCUGGACAUUCUGCUUCCGUUAAGAAAAUUGUGCGAAACUUUAGCGGUCGUGCGGUCGUAUCGAGAACCGAGAAAGGGGAAAGUAUUGUAUGGAGACAUACUCCCGGCCCGCUGCGGACGAGGUUGUUACGACAUAACGUGAUUCCAGAGACACGGCACAUUCAUCGAAUAUGCCUGAUCAGAGGCGGCAGAUUCGUCGUUUUUCUACAUCACGACAGCAUCUCAGUUUGGGAUUGUAGGUCGUCUACCCAUACACUACUUGCAGACUGCAAAUUCGAUCUUACUGGUAAACCCCUUUGUAUCCUCGUGCUUCCUCGGGAGAGAGCCAAUGAUGAUUCUGUUGCACAUCUUGCAACUGUCACUUCAGAACAACGAGGCAUUGUCUGGGAACUUCACUUACCUCUGAAAGACGGGGAUGCUGCUAAACCACAAACCAAUGGUUAUGAACCGCGCCUUCGAGAGUUCUGCACAUUCAAGUUGGAUGAUGCCGGAGAUCUCGCUUAUGUCUUACCAGUUGACCCUGCAGGGUCUUCGCCGGUUAUAUCUAGUUCUUUGGAUGUAUUUGCUCGUGACGUUGCCAUAUCGUAUACUCACAGCGGGCGCGUCGAAUUUUGGACUGCUAGAAUAUCUCGAGAGAAAAACCGAGUUGAAUGGCUUUCGACAUCUUCAAUGGAGACAGGCGUGUCCGAGCCUACGUUAGCUAGCGGUAGCACGAUGAAGAAAGCUGCCUUAGUGAACGGAGACCGUUCGGAACUGACAAUCUGGGAUAUUCGAGGGGCCCGAUUGGAGUACAAGCAGGAUUUCGAAAACAACAAUACCGUACAAGAUCUUGAUUGGACGUCUACCCCAGACUCACAAUCAAUACUUGCUGUUGGAUUUCCGUAUCGUAUUAUUCUACUCUCACAAAUGCGAUUCGACUAUCUAAAUAAAGGGCCAGCAUGGGCUCCUAUCCGAGAAAUCAGCAUCCGGGAUUUCACACCUCACCCUAUUGGGGACUCGACUUGGCUUAGCGAUGGCAACUUGGUCAUUGGUGCCGGUAAUCAGCUAUUCUUAUAUGACAGGACGUUCGGGACAACCGACCGAUUAAUAUCACACGCCCGAGUGCCUCAUCGUAAGAAUGCAACGAGAGACCUAUUCGAUAUUGUUCAAAGAUUGAACGGACCGUUACCCGUCUUCCAUCCUCAAUUUCUCAGCCAGUGUAUAUUAGCAGGAAAGCAUACUCUGGUCAAGCGCAUACUCCUAGCUUUAAACCACACAUUGAAGUAUCACGUGGAAGGAGACGUGAUCGAUGACUAUUUAGGUCUCGAUCUGGCGGAAUUCUACAUAGGCAAAGUAGUCUCCAUGUCUACUAAUGGAAACGGCUCGUCCUAUCUUGUAACUCAAGCGUCGUUUGAUGAUAAUGACGAAGUCUUCACUGAGGACAUCGCGAUGACUAUCUGUGAGAAGCUCCAACAAAUAACAAUACCUCAACUCUCUGGCCACGAACAGAUUCAGUUGCUCGACAUUGUUGAGUGUUUAGGGGUGGUAGAAAAACAGCGUCGCUCGAUGGACGAAAACGGGUCAAGGUUCAUGCUGUUCUUCCGGCAGCACGCGUUGAGGAAGAGAAGAACUAACGAAAUCCACAUGUCGUGGAGGGAGAUUAACUGGGCUUAUCAUUCCACCAGUCAGGAUAUAUUAACAGACUUCGUAUCUCGUCAGUAUCAUGGCACUUUACUGUGGGAAAAUGCGCGAGAAAGCGGAAUGUUCAUGUGGCUUACGGACGAGGCUGCUGUGAAAGCACAGUUUGAAAUCGUAGCUCGUAAUGAGUACACGAAAAGCGAGAUGAAGAACCCCGUAGACUGCAGUGUCUUUUACCUUGCCUUGAAGAAGAAAACUGUCCUUCAAGGUCUCUGGCGCAUGGCAAGUUGGAAUAAGGAGCAAAGAGCAACACAACGACUCUUGGCGAAUAACUUUGAUGAUCCCCAAUGGAAAACCACGGCAUUGAAGAACGCGUACGCCCUGCUUAGCAAGCGCCGUUUCGAAUAUGCCGCUGCCUUCUUCCUCCUGGCAAAUCACUUGCAAGAUGCGGUGAAUGUCUGUCUAAACCAGAUCAAAGAUCUUCAGCUUGCCAUUGCUAUUACAAGAGUGUAUGAAGGCGAUAAUGGCCCGAUACUUAGAAGGUUGCUCGAGAAUGAAGUUCUCGCCGUCGCGGCUCAGGAAGGCAACAGGUGGCUGGCGUCGUGGGCCUUCUGGAUGUUGAAGCGGAGAGACAUGGCCGUUCGCGCUCUGAUUACUCCCGUUUACACAUUGCUGGAAUCCCCAGUCUCGUCGAGCAAUUUGGAGGCCAAGCUCUUCUUAACGGAUGAUCCGGCCCUGGUCGUAUUGUAUUCCCAACUUCGACAAAAGACCUUGCAGACUCUCCGCGGAGCGUCGAAGGUGAUGCCAAGGACUGAGUGGGAAUUCGUCUUGCAUAAUGCGAGACUUUACGAUCGUAUGGGCUGUGAUCUGUUGGGUCUUGAUCUUGUCCGCAAUUGGGAGUUUCUUCGACAACUGCCAUCGACGGAACCGAGUUUUGGCGGAGAAAUCGAUCCCAGGAAAAUGCUCCGACGUCGCAGUUCGCUGGUUGUUCAAGACAUGCCUAUGUCGCCCCUUGCUCCGGGAGAAAUGAAGACGGGAAGUCAUGGUGUCAGGCCGCCGCCGAGCGUGUUUGAAGAACCGGAUGCCAACUCAUUGCUAGACAGUUUUGGAUUCUAAAAAAAGGGAUUACCUGUAGUAGGCAGGCUAGAUUGCAGUGGACGCUCCUCAGAGUAAUAUCCAGGUGUCGGUAUUGCAUUAGCGUUGGUGGGCUGGCUUCCGAUGGUGUAUCUAUCUAAUUGUUCUGGCUGGGUAGGUAUGGAUACGGUGUGCGAGAUGGCGUUUAUAAAAUGCGUCUAAUGCGGAUCAUAUUCUACAAAUACGUACUUGCAAGACCCAAGUAUAGAUAGACAAGAACUGGGGAUCUGGAAGUGUAUUAUUAGUGUAUUUGGAGGUAUACUAACAGAAUUCGAGUACUACUAGAAAAGGGGGGUGUGUAUCAUGAGUCAGCUACCCCAGUUAGCAUUAAUAAGCACCUGCAUUCGGAGUUCAG
This is a messenger RNA of Annulohypoxylon truncatum, 4694 nucleotides long. RefSeq names its product regulator of V-ATPase in vacuolar membrane protein. The coding region runs from base 365 to 4321 and encodes 1318 amino acids. Gene Ontology annotation, biological process: vacuolar acidification. Gene Ontology annotation, cellular component: RAVE complex. The record is from RefSeq and is a predicted model, not a curated record. NCBI's taxonomy places the organism in Eukaryota, Fungi, Ascomycota, Sordariomycetes, Xylariales, Hypoxylaceae. Gene Ontology annotation, molecular function: protein binding. The transcript is spliced from 7 exons.